Bufo gargarizans (Asiatic toad) is the source of this 2685-nucleotide messenger RNA. RefSeq names its product endothelial cell adhesion molecule (gene ESAM). Gene Ontology annotation, molecular function: cell-cell adhesion mediator activity. Gene Ontology annotation, cellular component: plasma membrane; adherens junction. Gene Ontology annotation, biological process: homophilic cell-cell adhesion. Lineage: Eukaryota; Metazoa; Chordata; Amphibia; Anura; Bufonidae. The record is from RefSeq and is a predicted model, not a curated record. The coding region runs from base 80 to 1387 and encodes 435 amino acids. The transcript is spliced from 7 exons.
UCGGAGUCUAGUACAUUGCAGCAGCUGUAGGAGGACAAGAGCAAAUCAAUUGUGAGGAGCGGAGAGCGGCGCGGGCAUCAUGAGGAUUAGAUGGGGAUCACGGAGGCGCUGCUUCGGGGUCCUGGGGGCCCUGCACCUGCUCGUGGAACUCUCCAUGGCACUAUUAGAAGUUCACGUGGACCAGAAAUCAGUGACAGUGGUAGAAGGACAUAUUGUUACACUCCCUGUCUGGUAUUCAAGCAGCUCAGCAGAAAAACCAUAUAUCACCUGGUAUAUACAGCGUAUGCAAGAGGAACAGACCCAGAUUAUGAAGUACAUGGACGGGGAAGCUGACAUUGCAGAUGGUUUUAGGGGUCGGUUGGAUUUCGUACAUAAGAUGCCGUCAAACAACAUCUCGAUUGCAAUUAAUAAGACUCAGGCCUCAGACUCCGGACAAUAUCGGUGUUAUGUAAAUGUGCGAAAUGAUCAGACUGUGGGCAGCAGUAACAUCGGGGUGAUUGAUGUGUCCGUCCUGGUGCCUCCUUCAAAACCCACAUGCCAAUUACAUGGAGAUCCUUAUAUCGGUGCCAAUGUUACCCUCAGCUGCAAGUCUUCAUCUGGACAUCCUGUGCCCACGUACUCCUGGAUAAAGAAGGCAGCAAUCAACAUUGUUUACUUUCCGCCUGUUCACGAUGCUGUGAAAGGGACCUUAACUUUGACCAAUCUUACAGCAGACAACACCGGGAUGUAUGUGUGUACAUCUCGAAACACCGCUGGGGUCUCUGAGUGUAGCAUCACUAUGGAGGUGAAGUCAGUUUCCAGGACAGCGAUAAUCAUUGGGGCGGUCGUGGGGUCGAUUGCUGGACUCUGCUGCCUGGCGAUCCUGGCGACGGUAUUGAUUUACCUGUACCGACGAGGGAAGAAAGCCGCACAGGAUGAAAUCGAGAAUGACAUCAAGGAGGAUGCCCCAGCUCCAAAGACUCUCCCCUGGCCCAAGGGCAAUGAUUCCGGCCUGGCGUAUAAAAAUGGCACCUUAUCCUCCCUGAGCAGCCACCAAGAUCACAAGCCGUACCCACCCAAAUCACCUUCUGACACCACGUCUGUUAACACCGCCACAGGGAGCAACCUCGGCUUCAGACCACCCUAUGUCAAUGGCAGAGUUACUACACCCACCCCCAGCAUGUCCAGUCAGUCACUGCCCACCUACAUGGCGCCAUCCAAUGGCAACUACUACAGCACAGCCAUGCCAACAAACCGGGGCACCCUGCCAAAGACCAACGGCGUGGAGCCAGAGCUCCCCAGGAAGGAGAUAAACAUCCCAUCUGGAGUCACUCCAUCCAACCUGGUGCGGAUGGGGGCUGUGCCAGUCAUGGUGCCCGCUCAGAGUCAGGCAGGCUCUCUGGUGUAAACCAUCUACAUUGUUAUACAGGACUGAAUGUUUACAGGACUCUGCUGCCAUCAGUUAUGAAAUGUUCGGAAUCAACAUCUGUCCACCAUGUUAUCUGCCAGCAAAAUAUACUCCAUCACCAUCUCAUCCAGUCCGGAGGCGUGGGACAUACUCCGGGUCACUGCCAUAUACCGUGUUGUUUUCCUAUUGAUGCCCCUUUCUUUUAUAAUAUCUUCAGUAUAUCUUUGCCACCAUCGUGGAUUUUAUAAAGUUUGGUCUCGAGAAGUAAUUUUUUGAUCACAUCAUUUUCUGAUUUUGGGCUUUGAGUUUAUGGCGUCAUAAUGCACUGGACAGCGCGGUGUAAAUCGGAAAUGAAGCUGAUGACAGUCAUGCCACUGGAUACUGUCUUCUGGUUGCCUUGUUCUAAUAUUGCACAUUAUACAGAAGACCUGAUCUUAAAGGAGCCCGUCCUGGACAGAGGGUCUCUUUAAAACAUGGUCCAAAUUUAUUAUUUUUCACAGAUCGGUUAGAAAGAAGGUGAUGAUCAUAAUGGUCUCCACCACAUCGUCCUUGGUGACCUUUCAUAUUACCAGAGGACAAUACCUGGAGCCAUGCAGGUCAUGGAGAUGUAUAGUAAUCCCCAGAGGUUGGUGGGACAAUCAGUUGCAAGAACUUUGUACCUUUUUUGUGGGGAAUAACAAUAUGGUGUAUUUUGCUAUAAUGUGGGCUUUCUCAUAAAUUGUGCUAUUAUACAUACCCAUCAUUUCUGCCACUUAUGCUGCUGUUUUAAUUUAUUACACUAGGUGGUAGGGCCCCCAUUUUAUGUUGCUAUGUGGCCCCAUGAAUUAUAGUUACGCCCCUGCUUAUAAAAUUUAAUGCCGAGCCCUCCUUUAUACUGAAGUGUUCUGCAUCUUUGGUUCUCCAGAUGUUUCAAAAACAACAACUCUCAGCAUUCCCUGACAGAACUGCUGGGCGUUGUAGUGUCACAAAAGCUGAAGAGUUCCAGGUCACAUAUUUCUGGGUUUUUGCCUAUAUCAGAUUCACAGAUAGAAUUUACAGAGUAGAACAUUGUCUGCAAGUCAACUCACCGGACAGCGGCCAUCGUUUUCCUAAUCUUUCAUUAUUGCUUCCAUUUGAUUCCUUACAUAAUAAUUCAUGAUGGGGGAAUGUAGUGCUUGGUGGUAAACUUAGAAGGUAUCACACAUGAUGGGCCUAGAUACAGCAGCUCAACAUACAGUAUCACACAUGAUGGGCCUAGAUACAGCAGCUCAACAUACAGUAUCACACAUGAUGGGCCUAGAUACAGCAGCUCAACAGAC